This is a messenger RNA of Prorocentrum cordatum, 2675 nucleotides long. The record is from the annotation of a GenBank genome assembly. NCBI's taxonomy places the organism in Eukaryota, Dinophyceae, Prorocentrales, Prorocentraceae.
GCCACAUUUGGAUCACGGCCGCCCUACAUCCUUGAAGCCGUUGCAAGCUUUUUAGCCGAGUUUCAGGAUGUCAGAAGGCGCCCCGCUCCCAAACAGACCAGCCCACGUGCAGCAGCAACUGCCGUCGCCGACUGGCCGAGUCGGCGGUGUAUCACACGGCACGAUGCGACUGAGUUCGGCGGCGGCCCCCUUCGUGCCGCAGGACGCGCUGCUUGCCAAGGCGGAAAAGUACUACAGCCACCAGGGUCCGAAGGCGACGGGGCCGGUGGUCCCGGACGACGGGGGCGGUGUCACUGCCGCCGUGCUCGGAGCGGCGAAGGGCGCGGGGCGUACGUCCCUGCCCCUCCAGGCGAGCAGCGCGGGCGUGGACCAGCGCCGGGAAAUGCAGAAGCGCGGGCCAGCCGCGCGCUCCCGCCGCCCGUCCCCGGUGUUCGCAAACCUGGCCGCGACGGCUGCCGAAGCGGCGCAGGCGCCAGAGCGGGCGCGGGAGCGGGCGCGCUCGGACUUCCAGGAGGGCGCGCGGCUCCAGGGCCCGGCCUCCGACGACCGCCCCAGGGGACAGCGGCUGGGCCCGGCGGCGGCGCCGGGGCCGCGGCUGCUGCCGGACAGCCCGCGCUACCCGUUCCCGCCGCUGCAGAUGCCUUCGCGGACGCCGUCCCCGUCGGGGAAGUACGGGUACAUGGCGCGCGUGCAGGAAGCGCUGUUCCUGGGCGGGGCCGGCGACGGCGACGAGGCGGAGCGCAUGGCCCAGGCCGAGGACGCGCCCGCCCAGGCCCAGCACGUCGAGGCCGAGGACCGCUUCCAGGAGUUCCUCUACCUGCGCUUCGGGGGCGCGGCCGCGGAGGCCGGCGCGGCCAAGCUGGGGUGCCCCAGCGCCCUGAGCACCGCGACCGCGGGCAGCGGCCUCUGGGUCCCAGGGAGCCCCCAGGGCCCGCGCAGCGCCGCCAGCGUGGCGUCGACGUGCGCGGGCCAGCCCGCGGCGGACCCGGCGCGCCCGGGCCCGGCGAGCGCGCUCCUGGCCGCCGCGCAGGAGUUCCUGGGCUCGCUCAUGGGCUCCGGCGGCGGCCAGGGCGCGGCAGCGGGCGACGCCGCGGCCGACGACGCGGCCGCGGGCCUGGCGGAGGAGGUGCCCGAGUGCGGCGUCACCAUCUGCAGUGGUGACGACGAGGACCCCAGCAAUUCGGUCGACAUGCCGGUCAGGCACACUUUCAUCCAUUUCGACGACGCUUGCUCCAGGGGCAUGCUCAAGGCCAGGACGUCUGCGAGCAGAAACUCCUCCGCACCUGCUACCAUUGAAAGGGUCGAGUUCCGCUUGAAGUACCCAGCAAUGGAGGACGCGCAUAUCAGGGGUGAGUGCAAACCGUGCGCGUACUUUCUCUACAAGGCAGACGGCUGCCGCCAUGGAAACCAGUGCAACUUCUGCCACCUCUGCACGGAGGGCGAGCGCAAGAGGCGGAGGAAGGCGAAGCGGGGCCAACCACUGGCGCUUCCCUAGCAACGAUUGCUCGCGAUUGGUGGCUCGCGAGGCCCAGGCGCUGCCAGCAGUUGCUGUCGACGCUGGCUGUUUUUGCCAGGAGGCUGCGGACAGACGCUCAACUGCACGAAGGCGCCUUGAUUGCCUCCCCAGCACUGAGUCAGCGGCCAGGAGCGGGAGCCGCACAGCAUCGCAUCGGUGCGAGCGCGUAGGUCCCCCCAAAAUAGAUCCUCAGCACCUAGGAACGAGCCCACGCUGCGCAGAGAGCGAUGACUUGCGAGCGUGAGUUCGUGUUGUGUGUGUGUGUGUGUGUGUGUGUGUGUGUGUGCGGGGCAUGUGUGUUGGUCCCAGAGCGCCGCUGUCUCUGUGGAUUCAUGUAAGAGCAGCGGUGAAGUAGCUCCGCUCCUCGCAAUGUUUUUUGUUAUAGCACUCUUAGCUCUGGGUACUCUUAGCCCGAGGGGGUAGCCAUGUAGCUACUGGGACUGCCAUUCUUUGCACUGCGCCCGUCAUAGCAUGCGUCUUAGUCUCUGUCCACGUGUAUGCUGCAUUUUCCAAUUUUCCAUCUGCCUCGCCCCCUCAUCCUCUCACGGAUCGUUUUCCCCCUGUGUUUCUCCUUGCUCUCCCUGUUUGAACACAUUGUCCUGGGGGUUAAGUCUCGUUCGCGUUUCCCGGCUUUAGCUAAUGACGAAGCCUGGCGAGUUUUUCUUUUGUCACUCCUGUGGCGUGCCUUUUUGCGCAGGGUGGGUGCCCUUGCACACAAUACAAGGGCUAUGCUGACGCAGCUUGGCGGUGCUCGACGGCAUCAGACGACUCUGCUCACAAAACAAACACAUGUCGGCGCUCGACAUGGUACGGCGAGGAAUCGUCGCCGUGUCCGACACUGAGCGUGCGCGUCCCGCGCCAAUGCCACUCGGCUGGCACGGUUGCCGGGCACGGGCACUGCGUGUCGCAGCUUUGUUCAACGUGCCUCCUUCGACGGCAGUGCGGAUUUUGGGACUCACGCGUUAUAAUGGCCAAGAUGUUCUCUCGCAACGGGCGCUUCUUUGAAGUAAUCCAGGGGCGCACCCCUCCCAUCCGAUACCUAGGGUAAUCUGAAAUGACCCGCUGAAUCCUCGUGACACUUCUAUUCAAGCGGCUGAAGCCCAGGGCUUCGUGGGGAAGCUGCUGGGCCAUGACAGACGUGGAGGCCAUCUUAGGCACC